ACCUCAGAUCUAAACAGCCAAGGUUUUAAUGCGAGUGGUGAGCCAUCCACUCACAGUCGUGAUUGACUUUUUUCCCCCUGUGUUGACAUUUAAUCCUUAAAUUUUAUUCCAAUGGCUCCAAACUUCAAACUCUUCUCACUCAUUUGGCUAGUUGCAGCCUGUCUUGCACCUCAAGCAACAUCAGCCACUGAUGGUACAACAGUCCCAACACCUCAAGAACCAACGGCAGGUCCAGGUGGUUCAUCGGCAACGCCUCAAGAAACAACGGCAGCUCCAGGUGGUCCAUCGGCAACGCCUCAAGAAACAACGGCAGCUCCAGGUGGUCCGUCGACAGCGCCUAAAGAAACAACGGCAGCUCCAGGUGGUCCGUCGACAGCGUCUAAAGAAACAACGGCAGCUCCAGGUGGUCCGUCGACAGCGUCUAAAGAAACAACGGCAGCUCCAGGUGGUCCAUUGACAACGCCUCAAGAAACAACGGCAGGUUUAGGUGGUCCAUCGACAGCGCCUAAAGGAACAACGGCAGCUCCAGGUGGUCCGUCGACAGCGCCUGAAGAAACAACGGCAGCUCCAGGUGGUCCAUCGACAGCGCCUGAAGAAACAACGGCAGCUCCAGGUGGUCCGUCGACAGCGCCUAAAGAAACUACGGCAGCUCCAGGUGGUCCGUCGACAGCGCCUAAAGAAACAACGGCAGCUCCAGGUGGUCCGUCGACAGCGUCUAAAGAAACAACGGCAGCUCCAGGUGGUCCAUCGACAGCGCCUCAAGAAACAACUGCAGGUCCAGGUGGUCCAUCGGCAACGCCUCAAGAAACAACGGCAGGUCCAGGUGGUCCAUCGGCAACACCUCAAGAAACAACAGCAGCUCCAGGUGGUCCAUCGGCAACACCUCAAGAAACAACGGCAGCUCCAGGUGGUCCAUCGACAUCGCCUGAAGAAACAACGGCAGUUCCAGGUGGUCCAUCGACAGCGCCUGAAGAAACAACGGCAGCUCCAGGUGAUCCGUCGACAGCGCCUAAAGAAACAACGGCAGCUCCAGGUGAUCCGUCGACAGCGCCUAAAGAAACAACGGCAGCUCCAGGUGGUCCAUCGACAGCGCCUAAAGAAACAACGGCAGCUCCAGGUGGUCCAUCGACAGCGCCUAAAGAAACAACGGCAGCUCCAGGUGGUCCAUCGACAGCGCCUAAAGAAACAACGGCAGCUCCAGGUGGUCCAUCGACAGCGCCUAAAGUAACAACGGCAGCUCCAGGUGGUCCAUCGACAGCGCCUAAAGAAACAACGGCAGCUCCAGGUGGUCCAUCGACAGCGCCUCAAGAAACAACGGCAGCGCCAGGUGGUCCAUCGGCAACGCCUCAAGAAACAACGGCAGGUCCAGCUGGUACAUCGGCAACGCCUCAAGAAACAACGGCAGCUCCAGGUGAUCCGUCGACAGCGCCUAAAGAAACAACGGCAGCUCCAGGUGAUCCGUCGACAGCGCCUAAAGAAACAACGGCAGCUCCAGGUGGUCCAUCGACAGCGCCUAAAGAAACAACGGCAGCUCCAGGUGGUCCAUCGACAGCGCCUAAAGAAACAACGGCAGCUCCAGGUGGUCCAUCGACAGCGCCUAAAGAAACAACGGCAGCUCCAGGUGGUCCAUCGACAGCGCCUAAAGUAACAACGGCAGCUCCAGGUGGUCCAUCGACAGCGCCUCAAGAAACAACGGCAGCGCCAGGUGGUCCAUCGGCAACGCCUCAAGAAACAACGGCAGGUCCAGCUGGUACAUCGGCAACGCCUCAAGAAACAACGGCAGUCCAGCUGGUCCAUCGACAGCGCCUAAAGAAACAACGGCAGCUCCAGGUGGUCCAUCGACAGCGCCUAAAGUAACAACGGCAGCUCCAGGUGGUCCAUCGACAGCGCCUCAA
This is a messenger RNA of Labrus bergylta (ballan wrasse), 1895 nucleotides long. Lineage: Eukaryota; Metazoa; Chordata; Actinopteri; Labriformes; Labridae. The record is from RefSeq and is a predicted model, not a curated record.